AUUAGUGACUGAAUCAGUAGCACCUGCAUGGCAUCGUUGCCAUCAGUGUGUGAAUGAGAGGCCAAUUCUAAAGUGCUUUGGAUAAAAGCGUUCCAGCCAUUUAUGAUCAGCCGCUCCUCUGAGACAAGCUCUUGACCUUUUUCUAGCUCAGAACACUUCUGUUUAUUUUCCCCGUUCUACUUCCCUAAAUCACUCCCAGGCUGACGCUCCUUUUUAGGAUAAGUUAUGAGGUAUGACAUAUUCUCAAAAACAUGUUUGUGAGUAUCAGGAUUCCCUUGAGGAGAGGGAAGUCAGCCAGGCAGCAGCUGGAGGAGAGCGGCCUGUUUGACGAGUACAGGACGAAGUUUCCGUACAACCCUGCAGCUAAGUUUCUCCCCAGGAACGAGCAGAGUGAGGUGCCCUUGACCUUCGACCCAGACACAACAUACUAUGGAGAGAUUGGUAUUGGGACUCCACCUCAGUUCUUUAAAGUCCUCUUUGACACCGGCUCCUCCGACCUGUGGGUCCCCUCCGUAAGCUGCACCAGUUCUGCUUGUGACCAACAUGCAAAGUUCAGCAGCUCAGCAUCCUCCACGUUUGAGGCUGGCACAAAGACGUUCCGCCUCUCAUAUUACAGUGGCUAUGUAGCAGGGAGUACUGGAUAUGAGCUCAUAAAGAUAAGCGAUCUCUACGUAGCGCACCAGAUCUUUGGCCUCACUGAAACAGAGGCAACUUUCCUGGGCUCUGUGCCCUGGGACGGGAUUCUGGGUCUGGCCUUCCCCGGCUUGUCACACGAAGGAGGCACACCUUUAUUUAACAACCUGUGGAACCAGGGCAAAAUCCCCCAAAACAUGUUCUCCAUGUACCUGAGCAGUUCUGUAGAGGGCAGUAUGUUAAUGCUGGGAGGAAUGGAUUCCUCAUAUUACACUGGAAGCAUAAACUGGAUCCCCUUGUAUAAGGCCACUAACUUCUGGAACAUCCAAAUACAAAGUAUCACCAUCAAUGGGAACACGGUUGCAUGCUCUGGGAGUUGUGAAGCAUCAGUGGACUCUGGUACUUCUUUCAUCACCGGCCCUAGCAAAGAUAUUAACAACAUCAACGGUUGGUUGGGAACCUCCGCAAAUCAGUAUGGCGAGGCUGUUGUGAGCUGCAGUAACACAGAUCUCCUGCCAGACAUCAUGUUCAACAUAGACGGCUACAGCUUCGCUCUUCCUCCUUCAGCCUAUGUCAUAAAGUCUGCGUCUGGGUGCAGGACCGGCUUUGCUGGGGUCCCUGGCCCCUGGAUCCUGGGUGAGGUCUUCAUGCGCCAGUUCUACACCGUCUUCGACGUCAACAACAGCAGGGUGGGCUUUGCUCAGGCUGUGUGAACACACGUGAAGAGCUGGGCCAGUUUUAAAUGAUAUUAUUGAGGCUCAAGUCUGAGAGCUGUGAGAUAUUUAGAAAAUAAUUCACUUUAUUUUUAUAACAACGAACAAACUAUCCUGUAAAAACGUUCAUAACUGUGAAUGAAACUAAUAAAAUAUUACCUUUCA
Sebastes umbrosus (honeycomb rockfish) is the source of this 1511-nucleotide messenger RNA. Its product is annotated as pepsin A-like. Bases 252 to 1346 code for a protein of 364 amino acids. The record is from RefSeq and is a predicted model, not a curated record. Gene Ontology annotation, molecular function: aspartic-type endopeptidase activity. The transcript is spliced from 8 exons. Lineage: Eukaryota; Metazoa; Chordata; Actinopteri; Perciformes; Sebastidae. Gene Ontology annotation, biological process: proteolysis.